Molecule: messenger RNA, 1281 nt
Organism: Zingiber officinale
Lineage: Eukaryota; Viridiplantae; Streptophyta; Magnoliopsida; Zingiberales; Zingiberaceae
Product: protein EARLY-RESPONSIVE TO DEHYDRATION 7, chloroplastic-like
Exons: 5
Coding region: 61-1140 (359 amino acids)
Cellular component (GO): plasma membrane
Source: RefSeq, a predicted model, not a curated record
UUCACUUUACAGACUGCUUAUUGAUCUUCUCUCGCACUCCUCCACUUCCAUCGAUCAAACAUGGGCGGGUGCAUCUCUCAUCCGACGACGGCCUCCCUCCCGAGGCUCCCCGCCCGCACUGAGUCCACUCUCCUCCGAAUUCCAAACGCCUCCGUCCACCUCGUCACUCAAGACCCCGAUGCGGCGCCGAUGGAGCUCGCCAGGGGCGACCUCGCGAUCCUGAGCAUCGAGGAGGAAGGCAAGGCGCUGGGCACGGUGGUCAGUGUCGGAUCCCACCUCCGAUGGCCCCUCACCAAGGACGAGCCGGUCAUCAAGCUCGACCCGCUCCACUACCUCUUCACUCUGCACUGCCACGAGUUAUUGAACUAUGGGGUCACCUUUCCGGCGCCGCCCCACCAGAGCUUGGCUCCCCUCGACAAGUUCCUCGAGGAGAACGCCUGCUUCUCGAGAGGCUCUCCGAGGUCGGCGGCUGUCGAUUGGAGGGAGUACACUCCGAGGAUAGGGGAUUACAACGGGGCGCUGGCGACGGCCAUCGCCGGAGGAACAGGUCAGCUCGUGAAAGGGAUCUUCAUGUGCAGUAAUGCCUACGCCAGACAGGUUGAAAAGGGUGCUUCUCUGCUUCAGUCUCAAGCUUCACCAAACAACUCUAGCGCAUCAGCGAGGAGAGCUACGAAGGAGGGAGGAAAAGAGGGAGAGAUAAAUAAAACUCUCCGACGGGUGAGGAAGGUGUCAGAGAUGACAGAGAAGAUGAGCGGGAGCUUGCUCGACGGCGUUCUUCGGUUCACCGGCUUGAUGGCAGCGCCGCUGGCUCGAACAAGAACCGCCAAGUCUUUAAUGGGAACGUUUCCAGGAGAGGUCCUCAUGGCCUCGCUCGAUGCAGUCAACAGCGUUCUUGAUGCAAUAGAGGCAGCUGAAAGAAACACCAUGGCUGCCACCUCUGUUGCUGUUUCGGGAGUCGUUUCAAACCAGUUUGGAGAGAGUGCAGGGCAAGCAACAGAGGAUGUGUUUGCAACAGCAGACCAUGCAGUAGGAACAGCUUGGAACCUGUUCAAGAUCCGGAAAGCCAUCGAGCCCUCUGCUUCUGUUAAAUCUUCGUUGCUCAAUGAAGCAAUCAGGAACAAAAAAGAGAAGGGCAGGUGAGGAUCAAGUCUCGUUCAAGCAUACAAAACGAUUUGGUAUGGACCUUUUGGACAAUAAGGAUUGUUCCGAUCGCCUGUAUAAACUAAGCAUCAGUUAUUGUAAAGUUUUUCAUUAUACGUACACCGUUGUGCUUUAUUAUUA